Molecule: messenger RNA, 2988 nt
Organism: Rodentolepis nana
Lineage: Eukaryota; Metazoa; Platyhelminthes; Cestoda; Cyclophyllidea; Hymenolepididae
Source: the annotation of a GenBank genome assembly
AUGUCCAGUAUCGAAAUAAUUAAACCAGAUCCAGACUACAAAAGUUAUAGAUAUCUUCAAUUACAAAAUGGAAUUAGAGUUAUGCUUAUUUCUAAUGUAAAGCCUGGAGAAACUAUUGAACCUCUUGAUGAUAAUCAGAAUGGUGUGAACGAUGAAAUUGAAUCACAAGGAAGCCAUGAGGAAGUUCCCGAGUUUGAUUUACGAAAAUCUGCUGCCGCGCUUGCUGUUCAUGUAGGCAGCUUUUCGGACCCCAAAGAAGCUCAAGGAUUAGCUCACUUCUUGGAGCACAUGGUUUUUAUGGGCAGUGAAAAAUAUCCUCGUGAAAAUGAUUUCGAUGAUUAUGUCUGCCAUCGAGAUGGUUCUCUUAAUGCUUUUACAGACGGUGAUUAUACUACUUUCUACUUUGAGAUACAAAGAAAUUACUUCAAGGAGGCCCUUGAUCGUUUUGCACAAUUUUUUAUCUCUCCAUUACUACGUAAAGAUUGCGUUGAUCGUGAACUGGAAGCUGUUGACAGCGAAUUCGAGCUCUCUAAAGUGAGUGAAUCGUGUCGAUUGUCUCAUUUGAUUACCCAAUUAUCCAAAGCGGAUUCUCCUUACGCCAGUUUCAUGUGUGGCAAUCGAAUUUCAUUGAAAGAAAUACCCGAUUCCGCUGGAACGAAUAUUUACGAAUUGCUUAGAAAAUUCCAAUGUCAUUAUUACAAUGCUUCACUAAUGACACUAGCAAUUGAAUCGAAAGAUACACUCGAUUCGCUUGAAACCCUGGUGGAAGGAAUUUUUAGUUCUGUUCCGAAUAGGGAGUACAAAGCCCCGGAUUUCUCUAUCCAUGUUAACCCUUUCCCGGCGUCGGUUUACAAGAAGCUAUAUAAAGUUGUGCCCAUUAAGGAGACAACAACAUUGCAUUUUGUAUGGAGUCUACCACCUAUGCGUUCUCAUUAUAGAUCUGCGGCUUUAAAAUUCCUUUCAACAAUCUUUGGAUAUGAGGGGAAAGGGAGCUUGUUAGCAUUCUUGCGAAAGAAGAAUCUCGCCAUGUAUUUGUACGCUGGAUGUUCGAAUGAUUGUUUGUAUGACAAUGACAUGACUGCUCUGUUCGAAAUUACUAUCGGUCUGUCGGAUCUUAGUCGAUCAAAUCCUACUCAGGCAAGUCUUGUGACCUACGUCUUCUCUUUCCUACGAAUGCUUCGCGAUUCGGCCAACUUCAGUUUAGCGAAUCCAUCUGAUGAAGGCACACCUUGGGGUGAUCGCUCCUUUGCCUCUCUCAUUCCCGAGUUCCAGCAAAUUUGGGCGGCCACCUUCCGUUUCCAAGAGCCGAUGGAACCUCACGUGGAAGUUCAGAGCAUUGCGUUGGCGCUUCGACUUUAUCCACCGGAAGAAGUUAUUGCUGCCGGCAAAAUCAUGUUUGAGGGGGAUCUGAAGACGUACGUCGAAAUAGUGAACCUGUUGAAACCCGAAACUGCGAUAAUGGCGGUCAUGUUGCCAGAAUACAAAGCUGAAGCUGCUAAAGACAUUAACUGUAAGCAAUUUCUCAAAGAACGUUGGUAUGGUAUUCGUUAUGCCGUUGAAGAUUUAUCAGAACAGGAUUUCGCAAAAUGGAAUAGUACGGAAGCUCUGCCGGAUUUCCAUUUACCUGAAGUGAAUCCUUUUGUUAUUACCAAGUUUGACCUUCUACCGAGAGCAGAAGACAAUGCGUUACCACGCGAAGUUAAUCUGGGAGCUUUGCAGAAGUUUGGUGAGCUCUGGCACCAACAGAGAACAAAAUACAACAUCCCUGUUACUCACAUGUAUGUGGAGUUGAGUUCUGAUGUGAUGCAAACGCCAAAGGACGUAGUGGUAGUGGGACUGUGGAUGCAGGCUUUUAAUAAGCGCUUGCUCACUCUUCUUUAUAGUGCAACAGAGGCAAAUUACGAGUUUACGGUAAAUACAAUUUCUCGGGGAAUCGGAAUCAGCGUUGCCGGUUUCACGGAGAAGCACUUCCUUCUCUAUCGGAAGAUUAUCUCUCUGUUGAAGAAACCUCUGAUUGCUGACAACGAUGAGGAUUCUCUAAUCACCGAAGAAAGCUUCAGUGUUCUCAAGGAAAGUAUGCGACAAUCUGCAAGUAAUAAGCUACUCAAUCCCAAGAAAUUGAAUGGUCACAUUAAAAAGUACUUCCGCCUGGCGGACAGACAUAUUGCUGAGGACUCCAUGAAUGCCUUAGAAUCUCUCACUCUCUCCGACAUUCUGGAGUUUGUUCCCCGCUUCCUCUCGCGUCUCUACAUUAGAAUGUUUGGUUUUGGCAAUCUAACAGCCAAUGAUGCGCUGAACUAUUUCGAGUACACUCAAUCCACACUUCGCCCUACUGAAGUAGCUAUUUUGAAACCAUACGUCAAGGCCAAUAUUCCACCCGGUAUUAACAGAAUUCGUGUGAAGAAUUUUAAUAAAAUCGACGUUAAUAUGAGUUUAACUUUGCUGAAUCCUCUCGUUAAUACCCCAACGAGUGACCUUCAAACUGAAGUCCUCUGUGACCUCUUUGCUGGCAUUUUGAAUGAGCCGGCCUUCGCCUAUUUGCGCACCACGGAGACUCUAGGCUAUGAUGUGAAACUGGGACGGUGGUAUUUGAGUAACUCCACUUGUCAAUCGGGUAUCUCGGUCUGUGUUCAAAGCCAAGCAAAUAAGUUUGAUUGCAAUUUUGUGGCUGGUCGCAUGUAUGCCUUCUGGUAUCGCAUCGUCCCCCAAAUUAUCUUUAAUUUGAAGGAAGAAAGCUUUGAAACUGCUGUUGAGGCUGAGAUAGCGUCAAAUAUGACUGAAGAGGCAACCAUGGACGUGGAAUCGGAUCGUGUCAAACGGGAAGUCUUUUCAAUAUGCCAUGAAUUUGAGCGUCGUUACAAAUAUAUUGCAAUUCUCAAGCGUUUGAAGUUAAGUGAUCUUCAAGAGUUCUACAGGAAUACGUUCUAUGAUUUUGACAAGCAGCCCUCUAUCAUGAUUCAGGUAUGUCUCAAUUAUAAAAAUGAAUAG